UUCAUGGAAAGGAAAUGCUGACGAAAAGUUUGGUACGGUGUAUGGGAAUGUUCUUUACGUAUCGGAUUAAAUGAGCUUAAAAAUUGAGGAGGAGUUGAAUGAUCAGAUAAUUAAUCUUUAUUGUAGUGUACUGCAAAAACGGACGGAUCAGUGUGUACAGAAAGUGUCCCGUGCAGAUUAUCUGAUUCUGACCUCAAUUUUUGAAGGGAUGAAAAGCGUAACUUGGUUUAAAAAGGACGAUAUACAACAGUAUGACACUGUCAUUGGGUGCAUUAAUGACGGGAAGUGUCAUUGGGUUGCUGUGGUUAUGGAUGUCCAACACCAUAUUGUGACAAUUAUGGACCCGCUCAAAAUAUCAAAGAAAUUGAGAACAUAUGAAAAGAAUUUCAACUACUUCACUAAAAGCAGAGAUCUUGGUACAUGGACAAUCUGUACAGCAGUUGGGUAUCCUCUGCAAAAUGAUUUUAGCUCAUGUGGUGUUUAUUGUUUGAAGUUCCUCGACCGAUACCUAAGUAAGACAGAUACAUCUUUGGAAUUAAACGUCCAAGCUGAAAGAUUCACAAUUGGCAGUGAAAUUGUUCAAGCUGUGCAAACAAAAGGUGCUGUUAUGACAUGCUUCUUGUGUGCUAAAGAACCAACUAACAUGAGAGCAUGUUCAUGCUGUAAAAGGAAUUUCCACAAAAAGUGUAUGACUCCAGGACUAUGCAGUCUGUGCUCAAUUUUUCCACCUGAAAGUUUUAGACAAUCAAAGAAAGACAAAAAAGAAGAAGAACAGGAGUCCUCAGAAAAUGUAGAUCAGAGUGAAAAUGUGAGAAAUUUGAAGAGGGUGAAAAAAGAAGAACAGAAGUCAACAGAAAAUGAAGAUGAAAGUGGAAAUGUAAGACAAUCGAAGAGAAGGAAAAAAGAACAAGAACAGUCACUAGAAAAUGUAGAUAAAAGAGAACAUGCUAGAAAAUCAAAGAGAGGGAAAAAAGAAGAAAAACAGAAGUCAACAGAAAAUGUAGAUGAGAGUGGUAUAUAUGCAUUUAAUCAUGAUGGAUAA
Messenger RNA from Mytilus californianus (California mussel), 1042 nucleotides. RefSeq lists its product as uncharacterized. The coding region runs from base 71 to 1042 and encodes 323 amino acids. Gene Ontology annotation, biological process: proteolysis. The transcript is spliced from 17 exons. Lineage: Eukaryota; Metazoa; Mollusca; Bivalvia; Mytilida; Mytilidae. The record is from RefSeq and is a predicted model, not a curated record. Gene Ontology annotation, molecular function: cysteine-type peptidase activity.